Durio zibethinus is the source of this 3157-nucleotide messenger RNA. RefSeq names its product 6-phosphofructo-2-kinase/fructose-2,6-bisphosphatase-like. The record is from RefSeq and is a predicted model, not a curated record. Gene Ontology annotation, biological process: fructose 2,6-bisphosphate metabolic process; fructose metabolic process. Gene Ontology annotation, cellular component: cytosol. NCBI's taxonomy places the organism in Eukaryota, Viridiplantae, Streptophyta, Magnoliopsida, Malvales, Malvaceae. Gene Ontology annotation, molecular function: fructose-2,6-bisphosphate 2-phosphatase activity; ATP binding; 6-phosphofructo-2-kinase activity.
AAGGCCCAAACCAACCCCUGGCCCAGAAGUGGACAGUGGACAUGCCGAUCUCAUCAAAGCCAAAAAUUAAAAGAAUAAAAAAGAGAAAAAAAAAAAAAAAUCUCAUCUCGUCUUAUUCUUUUUUCGUCUUGCAUCUCUAAAGGUUCUUUCUUAUCCAUCCAAACAGCGAAAGGAAAGAACAAAAACGAAGAAUUUACCAUUUUUCACUGUUUAACUCGACCAAGAGGAAUCACAAUGGAAGCAGCUGAACCAAGAAGAAUAAUUUAAUAAUUUAAUAAUUUAAUAUUGUUUUAGAGAAGAGGAUAACGAAAAGGAGGGGAAAAGAUUGGAUGGGGACGGGAGCAUCGAGGAACGCAGAGGGAGGGUCGCAUGGAGGGGAAGAAAGAGAGGAGAGCCUUGACCAAGCUGGCGGUCAACUUUACGUUUCGUUGAAGAUGGAGAAUUACAAGAAGAAAGGAGACCUUAUUCCUCAUGUUUAUGGCUCCGUUCCUAUCGUUGGCUCUUGGGAUUCCUCUAAAGCUCUUUCAAUGGAGCGUGAAUCGGCUUCAAUGUGGGAAUUGAGCUUUGUUGUUCCUCCUAAUCACGAAACUUUGGAUUUCAAGUUCCUCUUGAAGCCUAAAUAUGGCUAUGCUCCUUGUAUUGUUGAGGAGGGCCCAAAUCGGCUCCUCACUGGGGGUACCUUACAAGGGGAUGCAAGGCUGGCACUAUUUAGGCUAGAUAAUGAGGAGGUUCUUGAGUAUCGGGUGUUCAUUAAGGCUGACAGGGUUUCGCCGUUUGACCUUGCGGCUAGUUGGAGAGCUUAUCAAGACAAUCUCCGGCCUUCAACUGUUCGUGGAAUUCCUGAUGUCAGCAUCAAUGCAGUGCCAGAGGCAGGUCUGGAGAAUGGCUCUGCGGCCAGUUUGGAGCUUGACCUUGAGCAUUAUGUUGUGCCUGCUCCGUCCACUUCUGCGAACUCAGGUCUGGUUUAUGCAGCCAACCUGGCAGAAACUCCACGGUCACUAGCCCUCACCGGCGUUUCUGUUGAUCGACCUGCAACUUUAAAGGAGAUGGAGGUUGUCUCUGGGAUGGUUGAAUCAAAAUCUGUGGUGACCAUUUCACCUUUGCAAAAGCAAGAUAGUCACAGGGGGCUCUUUGUGGACAGGGGUGUUGGAUCUCCCAGGCUGGUCAAAUCCAUGAGUGCAACUACUUUUACUUUUGAUCUUAAAUUGGACUCUGAAACCAAGAAUUCGAUGCCAGCAGCUGCUGGAGCUGUUGCAGCUGCAGCUGUAGCUGAUCAGAUGCUUGGACCAAAGGAGGAUAGACAUCUAGCAAUUGUCCUGGUUGGUUUGCCAGCUCGAGGAAAGACCUUUACUGCUGCUAAACUUACAAGAUAUCUUCGCUGGUUGGGACAUGAUACUAAGCAUUUUAAUGUUGGGAAGUACCGGCGGCUCAAACAUGGUACAAACCAGACUGCUGACUUUUUCCGAGCAGACAAUCCUGAAGGCGUGGAGGCACGUAAUGAGGUAGCAGCCUUGGCAAUGGAUGAUAUGAUAGCUUGGAUGCAAGAAGGUGGCCAGGUUGGAAUCUUUGAUGCAACUAACAGUAGCAGGAGUAGACGGAAUAUGUUGAUGAAAAUGGCUGAAGGAAAAUGUAAGAUUAUUUUUCUAGAAUCGAUAUGCAAUGAUGAACGGAUUAUUGAAAGAAACAUUCGCCUUAAAAUUCAACAAAGCCCUGACUAUGCAGAAGAGCCAGAUUUUGAUGCUGGAUUACGAGACUUUAGAAAUCGAUUAGCUAAUUAUGAAAGGGUUUAUGAACCAGUUGAAGAAGGGUCUUACAUCAAAAUGAUUGAUAUGGCUAGUGGGCAUGGUGGACAAAUACAAGUAAACAACAUCAGCGGCUAUCUUCCUGGACGAAUUGUCUUUUUUUUGGUUAAUACGCAUCUCACCCCUCGCCCGAUAUUCCUUACCAGGCAUGGGGAGAGUUGUGAUAAUGUUAGAGGCAGAAUUGGUGGUGACAGUGUAUUAAGUGAUACUGGAGAAAUUUAUGCAAAGAAACUCGCAAACUUUGUUGAGAAGCGACUGAAAUCUGAAAGGGCUGCUUCUAUAUGGACCAGCACCCUGCAGCGAACAAUUCUGACAGCAAGUCCAAUUGUUGGAUUUCCCAAGAUACAAUGGCGUGCACUUGAUGAGAUUAACGCUGGAGUAUGUGAUGGAAUGACUUAUGAAGAAAUAAAGAAGAAUAUGCCAGAGGAGUUUGAAUCUAGACAGAAAGACAAGUUGAGAUAUCGUUAUCCUCGUGGAGAAUCUUAUCUGGAUGUUAUUCAAAGGCUUGAACCUGUAAUUAUUGAGCUUGAGCGACAAAGAGCACCAGUUGUAGUGAUAGCUCACCAGGCUGUGUUGAGAGCAUUAUAUGCUUAUUUCGCUGAUAGGCCUCUCAAAGAAAUUCCUCACAUUGAGCCAAAACUAAUCGAGGAAUCCACCGCGUUGCAGCCUCGCAGCAAUGGUACGUAGGCGAGGGUUUGGGCCAAGGAAGUCACGAGCCUACUGGCACAAAAGUUCGAUAACUUACCCGAAAUGAUGCAGCAAAAAGAGGUGGAAGCUGAGCAAGUCAUCGUUUCUAUCAGUGGACUUGAGGUUAUGGAGUCAAAAAGGAAGCUCUGUCUGGUUGGAAUCACAUGGGAUCCCUGAACCAAAAAGAACCCCUCGCCCUCAGUUGUGUUCGGUGACCCUACUUUUCUUGCCCUUCCAAUUAUGUAGCAGAAAAGACACAAAAAGAAGUGGAAUUGCAAGUAAUGUGAUUAAAUUAAAAGUCACAAAAGAUUUGUUUUAGGCAUUGGGAUCCCUAAAACAGUCACAUGAAUCCGAUAAGGCGAUAACCCAUUCCUCAGCUGCCGUCGCCUUCACGAGUCCUUCAUUUCAAACAUUUUUCUCCCCUAUGUACGACUCUCAUUUGCCCCUUGGAUUAUGGGAUUCUCUUUUGACUUGGUUGUUACACUAAUUUAUGUGAAUAUAUACAUUAUUACUUUAAAAAGGAGAGAAAGAAAGAGAGCUGGUCUCGCUGACUAACGCACUCAAAUGUUUAAGGGCAGAAUUUCCACAAUUUAGGCUUGGUUUGGAUCUUUAGUGAGGUGCAGUAGUUAGCAAUAAGAAAGUUAUUUUUAUUUUCAAAUACAUAGUCA